AUGGCACCUUCCAUCCUCAUCGUUGGCGCGACAGGCAAUACCGGCCGAAGCGUUGUUGAAACGCUCCCUGGUUUGACAAAGAAUACGGAGCUGUCUUCGCACCGCAUCAUCGCUCUGACGCGGUCUAGCAAGAGCCCAGCCGCGCAGCAGCUCGCCAAGAUCGACCGUGUAGAAGUCGUAGAGCAGAACUGGAUUGAGAUCACCUCCGACUGGCUGCGCGAGCACGAGGUCAACCGAAUCUUCAUCGCCCCCCAUAACGAACCCACCCAGUUCGCCGAAGAAGGACAGUUCCAUGUCAGCGCACUCCAGGCUGGCGUCAAAUAUGUCGUCCGCAUCUCGACUACGGCAGCCAACGUCCACCCCAAUUACCCGGCCUACUACCCGCGAACGCACUGGGCGAUCGAAGCCAUGCUAAGCCAGCCAGAGUUCAAGAGCAUGCAAUGGACCUCUUUGCAACCGAACGUGUUCUUCUCCAUUGUCUUCGGCCCUAGCGUCGAGAUGAUCAAGAACUUCCGUAAAACGGGAAAGCAGGGCACGUUGUCGAUACUGCUUGACGAAGACACGCCGACCGGGGUGAUCGACCCGCACGAGAUUGGCGUUCUUGCCGCUCAUCUUCUGGCUCAGAAGGAUACGAGCCCGCACAACAACAAGCGAUACGUCCUCAACGGGCCAGAAGACAUCACUGGGGCGCAGGUCGUUAAGAUGGUGGAGAAGCAGAUCGGCGAGCCAGUAAAGGAUGUCAAGUUCAAGGACGUGUCGUUCAUCGAUCAAUGGGCGGACAGCGUGUCCGGGUCGAAGAAUCUCAUUCGAACGGUCAAGUUUGCUCCGGUGACGUCGUGGGAGGGAAAGGCGAUGGCGGAGACGACUAGUAAGGAGGUGCUUGAGCUGUAUGCGCCGAAGAGGACGGCGGGAGAAGCGUUGGAGCAGAUCUCAUAUGGUGACGAAGCCAUGGCAAGAGGCGGCGGCAAGCCCACCAGCAGGCCAAAGGGGCAGGCUCGGAGGACCUCAGCCAAAGAUUCAACCGAGCAGGGAGAGGAGGCGGACAGCAGCAUCGCCUUGAAAGUGCAGCAGCUAUGUCUGGAUAUCUUCAAGAACGCAUUGAAGCCUGAAUCCGGUGACCAAGGUACCCUACAGGAGGUCAAAGGCCACCUUUACAACCGGGACUUUGCCACGGCCUUCGGGAAGGAGGAAUAUCUACGUGUUUACGCCUCGAGGUGGAGUCCCAGCAGAGCGCUCGCAUACAUUCAGGUGUUUCGCGACAUAGAGGAGCAUUUGGACGUCCAUCAAGACAAUGACUUACAUGUGGCAUGUCUUGGUGGAGGCGCUGGCGGUGAGCUCGUUGCUCUCGCAGGCUGGCACAGCACCCAUUUGGAUGCAGCCCAUGAGGGAUCGUUCAAGAACCUUCAUCUCCGCCUGAUAGACAUUGCGAACUGGUUUGGUGUUACGCAAUCUCUGCUCAAUAGCGUUACUUCCCCACCAGAACUCUCGAAAUACGCAUCGCAGGCGAAGAAAGACGCCAACAAACCCUUGGUCUGCCCCGAGAAUCUGGACGUGGUCUUCCAGCAGCAAGAUGUCCUGCAUGCGGACCAUCAAACGACUGCUGCUUUUGCUGAGACUGUGAAAGGGGCAAAUCUCACGACUUUCAUGUUCACGCUCAAUGAGCUCUACUCAACAUCCGUAGCUAAGACGCAGCGGCUGCUCGCUCAACUGACGGAAGCCAUGAGCGUGGGAGCCUGUCUUCUGGUCGUCGACAGUCCUGGCAGCUACUCGACCGUCUCAAUCAAUGGCACCGAGAAGAGGUAUCCUAUGCAGUGGCUCGUCGACCAUACCUUACUUGCUAGAGGAGAAAACGAUGCCUCGGGUGCAAAGUGGGAGAAAGUACUCUCGGAUGACUCUCGUUGGUUCAGACUCGCAGAGACGUUGCAUUACCCCAUUGAUCUCGAGAACAUGCGAUACCAAAUCCACUUGUACCGAAGGCUGGGCGAUGUCGGAGGCUGA
This is a messenger RNA of Saxophila tyrrhenica, 1998 nucleotides long. RefSeq lists its product as uncharacterized. The record is from RefSeq and is a predicted model, not a curated record. Gene Ontology annotation, cellular component: nucleus. NCBI's taxonomy places the organism in Eukaryota, Fungi, Ascomycota, Dothideomycetes, Mycosphaerellales, Extremaceae. The transcript is spliced from 2 exons. The coding region runs from base 1 to 1998 and encodes 665 amino acids.